UGAUGAUGAUGAUGACUUUGAGCCCCCCAUUCAGCCGAUGAUAACAAACCAACCGCGCAAUUUAAACGUAAAGAAAAAGCAAAAAAAUUACAUCUCCAAGAUGAUGAUGAUGAUUUUGAAGUACCGAUUAAAGAGUUGAUAGGCAAAAGGGCCGAAAACACAAAAAAGAGGCCAAAGACUUCAAAUGACCAAAAUGAUGAUGACUUUGAGCCAGUAAAAAAGAAACCAUCAAAAGAAGACAAACAGAUGGAACCUAGAAAGGGGAAACAUACGAUUACCGAAGCGGAACCAAUUAGGACGGAACCAAGACCGUACUAUGAAUACCAUCAUGAUGUAAUAAGCCUACGGUGUAGUCCUUCGGGUUUCUUAGAUACAGUAAAACAAUUUACAGAAGCACAGGUAGCAGAUGUGAAAAGCAUAGGAUUUGGUGAUGUGCUUGAUAUAAAGGUUAAUCAUAUAAGCACACGUCUAGGUUAUUGGCUCGUACGAAACUAUGACGAGCAAUACAAUACAACAAACUAAGCAUAGGAAAUCAUAAGAUAGAAAUCACUCGAGAUUCAGUACACAGUGUGUUUGGUAUUCCAAAAGGGGAUGUUAUAGUACGGGAAAAAAUAAGCCUCGGAAAGGAGCAAUAGUCGCAAAAAAUACUGCUACUCAAGGGGCCGAAACAACAAUUGAUGAGUUCAAAAACCAGUGGCCGGACACAAACAAAAUCACUCAUACAUUAGUUGCAAAAACAAUGAAAAACAAACAAAUGGCGGCAGAUUGUUCAAGUUAAAUUUUCUAGCCUACUGGAACACUUUGUUUGUAGAGAUAACAAAGUCAACAACGGUUAAACAAAGUUUUCUGCUUGCCAUUGACAAAGAGGAAGACAUUUCAAAGCUGGAUUGGUGCUCCUUUGUUUUAGAAUCUCUCAAACGAACUAGACAAGGUUGGAAAAAACUAGACUCACAAUACAAUGGACCAGUUGCAUUUCUAACGCUUCUAUACAACCAUUAUUUCAACUCCAGGCACAAAAUUUUCGAUGAAGUUGUCAAACUACCUGUCAUAAAGUAUAUAACAUCGGGUAUGAUUGACGAAGUGGAAGAAUAUUUAUACAACAAUGGGCCGCUGAAUGUUGAUGAUUGUGAUGAAUUUGACAAAGAUGAAGAAACGCAUGACAAUCGCCAGGAUCAACAACAUGUGACUGCCUCAGACAUCAAUGAGGAUGAUCAUCAAAAUGAAGAGACUCCAACAACGCCAUUCAAAAUCGACAAUCAACAAACUUCAACGGUAUUCACGGACCUGUUCGGUGCCAACAUCCCAUUACACGAGGCAGCUGCGGUACAAGAAAACCUCACCGCAUUCGAUACUUCAGAUCAGCCUCGGACAGAUACGGAUGACUACUCAAUACCACCAGUGGAUACCACACAUGUCUACACAAGAAGAAACCUGGCUGGUGAAGAUUCGAUUGACGAAGGUUACAUACCAUCAACUACCGAUUGGUUUGAGGGCUGGAAUCCUAGUGAACAUAUUUCAGAUUUGAACCUAGAAGAAAUGGGCAUAGGGACACAAACGCAAAAAGAGCUUGACUACUGCAACACUCCGCUCCAACUAACCGGAGUAAUCUAUGAUCACGCUGCGUGGGAAGCCUCAAACAAAACUAAGAAGCUGUUGUUGAAAACAAUGGACAAGAAUAUAAAUAAAUACAUUUCGCUCGUUACGGAAAUGAAUAAUCUCGUUAAGGACUUAAAGGAAAAGUGUUUCUGGAAUCCAGAAAUAAUGAGAAUGUGUAAAAGAUGGGAUGAUGCGGUUAAAAAUACGGUGCCGACGAGAACUGAUCAAGUAAGCUCCGGAGGUGAAGAGGCGAUUCAAAACAAAGUUGGAGAGGGUGGCGAUACAAUUGAAGAGUUAGGAGGGGAUGGAGAUGCAACUGUGGAACACAAAAACACAGGAAAAACAAAAGGAUGUCAUGAUGUUGAUAAUAUGACAUAUGACGAUGGGGGUAUUUCAGACUCAUGUCUGGCUGCAUUACAAACCAUCGAACCAGGUGUAUACAAGCAGACACCAGAAGUGACACAAGCAGAUGUGGUACAUCAAAUGGACCAAGCUGUAAAUUUAGCAGAGUGCAGCCAGCAAAAAGCACAAAGUGGUAAAGAAAUGCCUCCAACCACAUCCGCUGAAGAACCUGAUGAAGUGACGGAUGCAGAAAUGCAGUCGGUAGAGACUCUUUUAAAAUUGGCUCCAAUCCUACAAACACCAAAUGAAAGAGAGCCCAACACUACGGUGUCUGCAAACACAAAGAAAACAGAUGACGAGAUACAUAAACAACUAACGGAUGACGAGAGACAUACACAACUAGUGAGAACGCGUCUCAAAAUGUUGAAGGAAAAGAACGAAAAACGAAUGGCAGAAUUAGGUGAAGCAUACAGAUCACCUUACUGCAACAGGAUAACCAACUUAUACGAGCUACUUCUGGAUCGUGACCAAACGAUCAUCUGUUAUCUCUUAGCCCCGGUAGAAGAUAUUGGGACAUUUAUAUACAAAUCUGAAAGUGGAUUCGAAGCACUAAAAAUCAUUUUUGAAAGCUUUCACCCAUCGCAAUACAUAGCUUCAAGUGGAGUGGACGCGUUUGUGGAUGUGUUAAACUUUGAAGAGAAAAAAAGGGACAAAAAAUCAUCACCCUACAGGCUGUUCUUGCCAAGUACAAUAUUUCAAGACGAAAUGUUUGGGCCAAAAUACUCAGACAAUGAUCGAUUGAAAGUAUUUGCACCAAUUGUAGACGAUAUACUGAGUAAGUAUCAGGUGAAGAAAGUUGACACAUUGGAUCUAAUCUUCAUUCCAGUACUACUAUCUGAUCAUUUCUGGUGCCUAUGCUUUCACUUGAAAAAAGGCGAAAUCGAGUUAAUUGAUAACUCUAGGUUUGACGAACCGUUUAGCAAACGCUGCCGUGGGCGCCCCGAAAAGCUGCAAAGAGUUCUAGGACUAUACCUAAAAGGCAAGAUUCGACAACAAGAGUGGAUAACAAACUUGGAAAGAGCAAGCAUAAUUCGAAAGGAAAUGGAUUGGAGAACUCUUCAAAAUGGUUGCGACUGUGGUGUCUUCACUAUGAGACAUAUGGAGACAUACAAAGGAAAAUCUCCAUGGAAUCCGGGGUUUGAGAACGGAGAUAAAAAGAAGAGACAAGAUUCUCAACUUCGAUUCUUGCGGUACCGAUAUUUUAGUAAGAUUGUAUUGUCCGACUACAAUCUUAUAAGGAAAGAAGUAUUCGAGAAAGCUAAGGAAUUUACGAAGAAAGCGAGCACCGUGGAUAUUUUGCGCGAUCUAGAUAACAAAAUUAAGGACCGCUUGGAUCAGUUCUUCAGUCUUAAAAAAGGGGAAAAAAUGCUGAGUCGUUAAACUACUUAGUUGAUGUUCUUUGUUGCAAAAAUCUUAGACAUGUUG
Messenger RNA from Helianthus annuus (common sunflower), 3423 nucleotides. RefSeq lists its product as uncharacterized. The transcript is spliced from 8 exons. The coding region runs from base 1069 to 3378 and encodes 769 amino acids. Lineage: Eukaryota; Viridiplantae; Streptophyta; Magnoliopsida; Asterales; Asteraceae. The record is from RefSeq and is a predicted model, not a curated record.